Messenger RNA from Anopheles coustani, 888 nucleotides. It is a transcript of the gene dmrt93B, whose product is annotated as doublesex- and mab-3-related transcription factor dmd-4. The transcript has 4 exons. Gene Ontology annotation, molecular function: RNA polymerase II cis-regulatory region sequence-specific DNA binding; protein binding; DNA-binding transcription factor activity, RNA polymerase II-specific. Gene Ontology annotation, biological process: sex differentiation; regulation of transcription by RNA polymerase II. Lineage: Eukaryota; Metazoa; Arthropoda; Insecta; Diptera; Culicidae. Gene Ontology annotation, cellular component: nucleus. The record is from RefSeq and is a predicted model, not a curated record. Bases 1 to 888 code for a protein of 295 amino acids.
AUGAGUAGUGGAACGGGUGGUGGAAGAGCCAGUAAUAGUAGGGCUUGUGGUGGCUCCUCGAGUACGGCAAGUGGAUCUGUGGGUGGUGUUAGUGGUGGUAGUGGUGGUGGUGGUGGAUCCAAUUUCCGGGUGCCAAAGUGUGCCCGCUGCCGAAACCACGGAGUCAUAUCGGGACUGCGUGGUCACAAGAAGCUGUGCACGUACCGGAACUGUCGGUGCGCCAAGUGUGAGCUUAUACUUUCCCGCCAGAAGAUUAUGGCGGCUCAGGUUGCCCUCAAAAGACAACAGGCAGUCGAAGAUGCGAUUGCAUUGCGCUUGGCCUCCACCGAAACAGGAACACAGCUGGAGGCACUACCUCCGGGCAAAAUUUACGGCAUGACCGUCACAGAACCGUGUCCCUCCCCAUCGCCAACGUCGUCCACGGCAUCGGUUGAUGUCACUUCAUCGACUUCCUCGGACGGGGCUGCCGGAUUCGAUUUGACCGAGGAUAGCUUGCGUUUGAACAAGCCAAAAGAAGUCACAAGUAUAGCGGUCUCCCAAAAUGCAUUGGAUAUGUUGGCAAAACUGUUUCCCCAUCGAAAACGAUCCGUGCUUGAGCUUAUCCUAAAGCGCUGCGAUUCUGAUCUUCUGAGGGCGAUCGAGCAGUGCAGUCAAACGCAGAACACCAGCGCCUUCAAGCCACCAACAAUGAAUCCACCGUCUACUCCCACCACCAGCACCCAAAUGGUACAACCACCGGUUACCCCGAACACAUAUUCCCCGUUCAUCGCGUAUCCAAAGUGGUUGCUGCCUAUGUCUAUACCGGUCUCAUUUAGUCACAUUGCGCCGAAUCUAGCGCCACGCUGUACCCUGCCCAACUGCGUCAUGUGUGUUCACCAUCCGUUGUAA